CGGCGGCCAAUUUAGACGUUUUGUAUUUCUCGGCCGUAUCAGCAAUGUUCUCGCCGCUUUUCCUGCUGCCCCUCUUGGCUCUGGCCGGAGCGGCUCAGAUACCACACAUUCAGCACCUGACAGUGAGGAGCACGGAGCAGCUGCCCGUAGAGAUCCAGCCCCUGAUCAUCGACGGCUACGACGUGCAGGGGGUGGACAAUGUGCCCUACCUGGCGUCCUUGUCCCUGACCAAGGCCACCUACACCCACGUGUGCGGAGCCUCCAUAAUCGGCAAGCGUUGGCUUCUUACGGCCGCUCACUGUGUGGCGGAGCUGAUCAAGUUCAACGGUGAUGCCGUGGGAACCCCGGUUUACGCCGGGAUCGUCAACCGAUCCAACGUGACGACCGCCCAAGUGCGCUACGUGGACUUCGCCUCCACGCACCGGUCUUUCAACGGCAAUGCCGGGAGUGAUAACAUAGCCCUGCUCCACGUAUCCGAGAGCUUCGAGUACAGUGCUCGAGUGCAGCAGAUCGCCCUGCCCGACAUCAAUGAUGACUACAGCAAUAAGACGGCCGCAGCCUACGGCUGGGGACUCACCGACGCCGACGGCGACGAGUACUCCAAGCAGCUGCAGUACGCCUUCGCGCCCCUGCUGAACAGCACUGCCUGCAAGGAGCUGCUCCCUUCGGACGCCCCUCUCACCGCGCAGCAGGUGUGCUCCCAGGUGAAGACCUGCUACGGAGACGGCGGCACUCCGCUGAUCUACUGGCCCAUCACCGGACCCGCGGAGCUGGUGGGCCUCGGAUCCUGGAGCUACAUGCCCUGCGGCUAUGCCAAUCGGCCCACGGUCUACACCUCCGUGCCGGCCUACGUGGGAUGGAUCUACCAAGUGAUCGCCGCCUACUACCAGCUGAACUGAGCCGACCCAGGGCCAUCAAGGGGAAGAUCUUUGCGUAAUACUCUAAAUAGUGCUGCAUUAAAGUAAACACCAAGAGUUUCCGUAUCUUAUCACGGAACUGGUUAACGCCAAUCGAA
Molecule: messenger RNA, 1015 nt
Organism: Drosophila biarmipes
Lineage: Eukaryota; Metazoa; Arthropoda; Insecta; Diptera; Drosophilidae
Product: trypsin
Exons: 1
Coding region: 45-899 (284 amino acids)
Biological process (GO): proteolysis
Molecular function (GO): serine-type endopeptidase activity
Source: RefSeq, a predicted model, not a curated record